AUGGAUGUUGACACAGAUGGAAGAAAGUCGCGUUCGCGUAGCAGAUCUGAGGGCUCAGAGUCGAAGAUGUCCCACGAUGGAUCUGCACACUCGAGGUCUAGAUCUAGAUCUAAAUCAGGAUCACGUUCGCGUUCGCGCUCUAAAUCUAGUUCCCGUUCUAGAAGUGGUUCGCGUGCUUCCUCGCGCUCGGCAUCACGAAGUUCCGCUCGUUCAAGGAGUGGCUCACCUGCAAAAGACAGGUCCCGUAGCGGUUCACCAGCUCGAUCCAGAUCUCACAGUGGUUCGCCUGCUAAAUCUAGAUCUAGAAGCGGCUCACCUGCAAGAUCGGGCAGUGGUUCACCUGCUAAGUCUAGAUCGAGGAGUGGUUCACCAGCUAAAUCAAGGUCAAGGAGUGGUUCACCAGCCAAAUCGAGAUCCAGAAGUGGUUCACCAGCUAAAUCGAGAUCCAGGAGUGGUUCACCAGCCAAAUCGAGAUCCAGGAGUGGUUCACCAGCCAAAUCGAGAUCGAGGAGUGGUUCAGUAGCCAAAUCUAGGUCUAGGAGUAGAAGUGGUUCACCGGCCAAGUCUAGAUCCAGGAGUGGUUCGCCAGCCAAGUCUAGAUCAAGGAGUGGCUCACCAGCUAAAUCUCGAUCUCGAAGUGGAUCACCAGCUAAGUCAAGAUCGCGAAGUGGAUCGCCGGCUAAGUCAAGGUCGCGAAGUGGAUCACCAGCUAAGUCAAGAUCACGAAGUGGAUCACGUAAUAAAUCUAGGUCGCGGAGUGGGUCACCAGCAAAGUCUAGAUCCCGAAGUGGUUCACCAGCAAAGUCUAGAUCCAGAAGUGGCUCUCACAAAUCAAGAUCACGUAGUAGAUCGAGGUCAAGAAGUGGUUCCGCGGCAAAGUCGCGAUCGCGAAGUGGAUCCCGUGCAAAGUCUAAAUCAAGAUCGCGAAGCAGAUCAGGUAGUGGGUCCCCAAGAAAGUCGCGAUCCAGGAGCGGUUCCGCCGUAAAAUCCCCGUCAACGUCUAGAAAGUCCAAGUCGCGAAGUCGUUCUCGGAGCAAAUCGCGAGAGAAGUCAAAAUCUAGAAGUCGAUCGCCAGGCGACGUUCGUGCUAGAAGCAAAUCUCCUGAGAAUAUGGACGAGGACGGCGAAGAAGUAAUCCGCGGACGCAAGAGAAAAGUUUCCGUACGUUCCGACUCUGGUUCGCGAUCUCCUUCAAAAUCUCGCGCCAAACGCCUGAAAUCCCAUUCCAAAUCUCGCUCACGUUCGCGUUCGAAAUCAGGGUCCCGAUCGCCUUCGCGAUCGCGCAAUCGUUCUCGUUCAAGGUCAAGAUCCGGGUCGAAGUCGCGCUCGCGCUCGAAGUCCGUGGCAAAGUCCCGGUCGCGCUCCAAAUCGCGUUCAAAGUCCCGUUCGCGGUCACGUUCCGGCUCAGCUAAGUCUGGUUCUAGAUCACGUUCUCGUUCGGGGUCUGGUUCCCCAUCACGCAGAGUCGAAAAGAAACGUCGUACAGUUCGGCUGCAAUCAGAUGACGAGGGUGAGGGAGAAGAAAAUCAGGCUCGUGAUGGAGAAGGCGAGACGAAAGUAGACGAUGCAGAAGCGAAACAGGCAGAACAGACUGCACAAGACUCCUCCGAUGAUGAAAUCGCUCCGGAUUCUAAAACCGCGGAAGCCAUGGGUGGCAUGUCGGACUUUGAGAUUAUGUUGGCGCGUAAGCGUGAAGAAAGACGUGGGCGACGACGACGAAGGGAUAUCGACAUAAUCAACGACAACGACGAUCUCAUCGCUCAGCUGCUGCAGCAAAUGCGCCAGGCAGCAGAACAGGACCGCGAACUGAACCGUCGCAAUCAACCCGCAGUACGCAAGGUGUCGAUGCUGAAGUCGGCCAUGUCACAGCUGAUCAAGAAAGACCUUCAGCUUGCGUUCCUGGAACACAACGUUUUGAAUGUGUUGUGCGAUUGGUUGGCGCCCAUGCCCAACCGGGCACUUCCCUGUCUGCUUAUCCGCGAGAGUAUCCUCAAGUUGCUGAUGGACUUUCCCUCAAUCGAUAAAUCGCUUCUAAAGCAAUCUGGUAUCGGUAAGGCGGUCAUGUACCUGUACAAGCACCCAAAGGAAACGAAGGCGAACAGGGAACGUGCUGGACGACUCAUUUCUGAAUGGGCCAGACCCAUAUUCAAUCUAUCAACUGACUUCAAAGCGAUGAGCCGCGAGGAACGACAGGCGCGUGACGAGGCGAUGGCUGGCGGGCGGCGGCGGGAGGAGGGUGGUGGUGGGGGCGGGGGUGGCGCGGGCGCGGGGGCGGGGGCGGGGCCGUCGCGCCGCGCCGCGCAGCAGGCCGCCGCGCACCCCGCGCACGCCGCGCACGCGCCCGCCGGCGACGCCGAGCGCGCGGCGCGGCCGGGCGAGCCGGGCUGGGUGUCGCGAGCGCGCGUGCCGCUGCCGUCCAACAAGGACUACGUCGUGCGCCCUCGCUCCACCUGCGACACCGACAUGUCGCGCGUGAGCAAAAAGAAGAUGACGCGCUAUGAAAAGCAAAUGAAGAAAUUUAUGGACCAGAAGCGGAUGAAGAGCGGAUCGAGACGCGCUGUUGAAAUUUCAAUAGAAGGUCGCAAGAUGGCGCUGUGA
Parnassius mnemosyne (clouded apollo) is the source of this 2598-nucleotide messenger RNA. The record is from the annotation of a GenBank genome assembly. NCBI's taxonomy places the organism in Eukaryota, Metazoa, Arthropoda, Insecta, Lepidoptera, Papilionidae.